Messenger RNA from Trachemys scripta elegans, 9683 nucleotides. RefSeq names its product centrosomal protein 250 (gene CEP250). Lineage: Eukaryota; Metazoa; Chordata; Testudines; Emydidae. Gene Ontology annotation, biological process: cilium assembly. The transcript is spliced from 29 exons. The coding region runs from base 235 to 7482 and encodes 2415 amino acids. The record is from RefSeq and is a predicted model, not a curated record.
UGCCCCCUGCUCAGACCCUGACAGCCCCCCGCUGCGAUUUGCCCCCCUUAAUCUUUUUAAACCCCUCCAAAGAGGAGGCAGCAAAUCGUAAGUAGAAGUAAGGGCAGAGAGAGGGCAGUGGCUACAACGAAGGUUACUGGGCAUGCUCAGUUCGAGUGAGCAUGCUCAGUACACCCAAAGUAGCAAAACGGGAGCGAGAGCAGUAGAGGCGGGAGAGGCCCCGGGGCGCGCGAGAUGGAGGCAGGAGACCAGGAGGUGAGCAGCAUGAAACUGCAGACAUUGCAGUUACUGCCCGAGGAGCAGAUAGUGACACUUCGUCAACAGAUGGUGGAAAGUCAGGCAUCCUAUCAACGCAAGCUGCAGAGCUCCCAAGAGGCACAACAUAGACAGGCAGUGCUUGUGCAGAAGCUACAAGCAAAGGUGCUGCAGUACCGGAGUUGGUGUCGGGAGCUGCAACAGAGGCUGGAAACGGAAAGGGUUGUGCAGGGGCCCCUUUCACAUAGGUGGGAAGCCAAGGAGGAGCACAGCCUGGAGAGGGCACUGGUCCAGUUGGAGGAGGAGCAGCAGAGAUGUGAGAAUCUAGCUGAAGUGAACACUCUGCUCCGGGAGCACCUGAGCAAGGCAAAUGAGGUGAAUACAGCCCUUAGAGAGGAUGUGCAAAAACUGACAGUUGAUUGGACAAGGGCCCGGGACGAACUGGAGCUCAAGGAGAGCGAAUGGCGCACUGAACGUGAGUUCUUUGACGGGUACUUGAGGUGUGAACAUGAUCGACUUCUCAGCCUGUGGCGACAGGUGGUGACCUUCCGCCGGCACUUCCUGGAGAUGAAGACUGCAACUGACAGGGACUUGUCAGCACUGAAGGCAGACCAGAUAAGACUUUCUGGAUCAAUACUUGUCAGCUGCUUCCAUCUAAGUUCUGGUACACGGCCCUGGGAGUCGAACACUUUGGAAAGAUCUGCCCCGAGGGAUCAGACACAGCAGCUUUGUGCCAGGGCUCAGGAGCUGGAAAAGGAAGUAUACCAGAAAACCCAAGAAGUGAUGUGCUUGCAGGUCAAAGGGGAUAUUGAGAAAGAGGAGCUUCAGGGCAGGGUAAUGGAGCUCUCAGCCUUGCUGGCGCAGUCCCAGAAGCAGAAUGAGGAGAAAGAAAAGACCGUGAAGAUGCUUAGUGACACGAUGGAAAUUCUGGAGGCUAGUCGGUUGGAGGUAGAAUAUAAAGCUUCACUGACCAAGAAUGCCAAAGAAGAGACCCUUUCCCUUCGUCAGGUGCUAAAAGACAUAACUCAGGCAGUGCUAGACGAUACUGACAACGCAGUCAGCAUCUCAUGGGUUGAGAGCUCCCAGCAUCCUGAAUCCAGCAACCUCUCCUCCCUGCUGAGUUCCAGUGACAUGGAAAGGGCCCUUGUUCUGGUGCACAAAGCAUUGUCAAGGAGGUGCCAGGCAGUACAGGCCCUAAGGGAGCAGCUUUCAGACAGCCAAGACUCUGUCCAUUCUCUGCAACAUCAGCAAAGGCAGCAGGAAGAGGAAUGCAAGAUGCUGAGGCAGAGGCUCCAGCAGCUGGAAGAGAACUGCAAGACACUCACCAGCCAGACGCAGCACCUCCAGUCCCUGGUGGAAACUCUCAGCAGUGACCGUAUGAACCUGGAGAAGGCCAGGGAAGAGCUGCAGCAACAACUGGAGGUGUCUGAGCAGGAGGCCUGGCGAUUGCGCCGAAGCAACACUGAGCUACAACUGAAGGAAGAUUUGGCUCAAGGGGAGAAGGAGGAGCAACAGCUGGAGAUGGAGAGGAUCCUUCGGGAGAGGGAGCGCCUUCAGAAGGCUUUAGCUGCACUUGAAGCAAAGCAUUCAUUGUUAAAGAGCGAGUUGGUUGCCAGGAGGGAGGCGCUGGAGAAAUCUCACCUUGAUGGGGAGUUGAUGAAGCAAGAGAAACAUGAGCUUGCCAUGGCACUGGAGAGGGCAGAACAGUCAAUUGCUGAGUUGACAGGGGUUCAGAAUAAACUGAAGGCAGAAACCGCUGACCUGCAUGAUGUGGCUGAGAAGAUGAGUGGCAUUAAUGAGGCUCUAGCUUUGGAUAAAAUGCAGUUGAAUCAACUUGUCCUGCAGUUGGAGCAGGAGAAUCAGGCUUUGUCAAGCAAAGUGAAGGACAUGCAGAGAGCAACAGCCUCUGUGCAGGAGGAGCUGAGCCUGUCCGAAAGAGCAAAUGAGGAGCUCUGUGCAGAGAAAACCCUUCUGGAGCAGUUGCUGCAGAAAGCUAAGGAGGUGCAGGAGGAACUGCAGGCAGAGUUGGGUGUGCUGAGAGAUGAGAGAAAAGAGACCCAUGAGGUGAUGAGUCAGAUGUGUCGCCAGGAGGAGUCAUCCAGCACUGACUUGGAGAAAACACGGCUGGAGUCAAGUCACCGUGGAGAUGCACUGGCUAAAGUAUCCAGAGAAAAGGAAGCCCUGGUGCGUGAGAAGGCAGCACUGGAGGUGCGACUAGGGGCUGUGGAGCGGGACAGACGUGGCCUUUCAGAGCAACUGGCAGAGCUCAGAUCAGCAAAGGAGAUCUUAGAAUCCAGCCUGUUCGAGGCUCAGCAGCAGGUGUCUCAGCUGGAGGUCACUAGGGGUCAGUUGGAAAUCAACGUUCAAACAGUCAUCCAGGCCAAAGAGGUGAUACAAGGAGAAGUGAAGUGCCUUCGUUGUGAGCUGGAAACAGAGAGGUCCACAAUGGAGCGGGAGCGGGAGGAUAUGGCACAGCAGCUCUCACGGACAGAGCAGCAAUAUCAAGAUACCCUUAGCCUUCGGCAAGCUGCGUAUGAGGAGGAAAUGAACAAGCUCCUGCAAGAGCUGAAGAGUGAGCAGGAAUGGCACCGCGCAGAGCUGAAAGAGGUGUCGGAGCUCUCAGCCCAAGAGAAAGCAGAAGCAGAAGGUGCUUAUGAGAAGAAGCUGUUGGAGCUGAAGCAGGAGGCUGCUACUAUGCAAUCUCAGAAAGAAGAGGAGCGAGCUAGGGCUGAAAAUGCCAGGCAAGAGAUGCUGCUAGAGAAAGAGAGGGAGAAGGAGUCUUUGCUGGAGGCACUGCUCCAAACACAGGAAGAGUUGACAGAUGCCUGUCAGCAGCUGGAGCAGCUUCGCCAAGAGGUGAAGAAGCAACUGAAGGAGCAGGACACCGUGGAGGGGCUGCAAGCUGAGCUCCAGGAAGCUCAGAAUCAGAUGGAGGCAGUGGAGAGCAGGCACAUGGAAGAGGUCAAAACCCUCAAACAGGAAAUAGACUUUCUCCUUCCGCAGCGAGACACCCUGCAAAACCAGGUGCAAGAGCUAAUGGUCACCAAGGAUUCCUGGCAACAGAUUGGCCUGGAGGCUCAGCGGCAAUUGAACGAGAUGCAAAAAUUAUUCAACCAGAAGAUAGUGGAGGCUGCUCAUAUCCAGAAGAUGUUAGAGGGGGAGAGGAGUCGACAGGAGGAGGCGGAGCGUCAGAACACAGAGCUCAGGGCCACACUCAGAGCUCUAGAGGGGGAGAGGAGCCAAUGGGAGGAGGCGGAGCGUCAGAACACAGAGCUCCGGGCCACGCUUGGAGCUCUGGAGGGGGAGAGGAGCCGACGGGAGGAGGCGGAGCAUCAGAACACAGAGCUCCAGACCAGGCUCAGAGCCCUGGACGGGGAAAGGAGCCGACAGGAGGAGGAGGCAGAGCGUCAGAACACAGAGCUCCGGGCCACGCUCGGAGCCCUGGAGGGGGAGCGGAGCCGACGGGAGGAGGUGGAGCGUCAGAACACAGAGCUCUGGGCCACGCUCAGAGCCCUGGAGGGGGAGAGGAGCCGACGGGAGGAGGCAGAGAGUCAGAACACAGAGCUCCGGGCCAGGCUCGGAGCCCUGGAGGGGGAGAGGAGCCGAUGGGAGGAGGCGGAGCGUCAGAACACAGAGCUCCGGGCCAUGCUUGGAGCCCUGGAGGGGGAAAGGAGCCGAUGGGAGGAGGCGGAGCGUCAGAACACAGAGCUCCAGGCCACGCUCAGAGCCCUGGAGGGGGAAAGGAGCCGAUGGGAGGAGGUGGAGCAUCAGAACACAGAGCUCCAGGCCACGCUCAGAGCCCUGGACGGGGAGAGGAGCCGACGGGAGGUGGCGGAGCGUCAGAACACAGAGCUCCAGGCCAGGCUCAGAGCCCUGGAGAGUGAAAGAGCCAGCCUGGCUCUGGCCCUGGAGGGGAAGGAGCUGAGACUCAGGACCUUCCAGGAGAGAGAUGAUGCCCAGCUGAGUGAGAUCAUCAGCCUGCAGGCAACCAUUUGCCAAGCUCAACAGCUCCAUUCUGACCACAGAAGAGAGAUACAGGAGCUCAACACACAGGUCCACUCACUCAGGCAGGCAGUGCUAGAGAAAGAGGCUGAUUUAGUGGCCCAUGAGAAGCAGCUGUCACAGGAUCUGGAGGAGUCGCGGGCGGGUGAGCGGCAUUUGAGGGAUUUGCUGCGGACACUAGAGGCAGAGGUGUCUCAGCUGCGCCUUAGCCUUUGCAGCACCGAGAGCCGGGCAGAGGCACUGGCUGUGGAGUGCCACCUUGCCAGCAGUGCCCGCAGUGAAUCAGAGUCCCAGCUGGCCAGGCUGCACACCGUUCUGCAGCACACACUGUGUGGCAGCACUCUGGCAAGUGGAGACCUCGUCACAUGGAGUGCAGAACAGGACCGUGUUUGUGGGCUUACUGGGCCUCAACCUAAGGACCUCCCCAUAGAGCUCACAGCAGAGAAAGUGGCAACAGCCUUCCGGAACCUGCACCAGGACCUGAGGCAGACUCUGCGAGAUCGGGAUGAUGCCAGGAACAAGGCUCAGAAGCUGGAGCAGGAGCUGAGCAAAAAGGAGGCCGAGAGGGACUGUCUCAGAACCCACACCCAAGAGCUGCAGAAGUGGUUGUCCCAAAGCCAGGAAGAGAUGCGGAUGGUAGAAGGGAAGCAGGGCUCACUCCAGGCCAUGCUGCAAGAAGAGGUUAUUGCCCUAAAGAAGGAGGUUGUGUCGUUGCAUGGGGAGGUUGCAUCCUUGGAGAGGAGCCUUGAGGGCACCGAGAAGCAAAGAAGAGAUGUUGUGCAUGAACGGGACAUGCUACAAGCAGCUAAGGAGAAACUGGUACGGGAGAUGGACCUUCUCCAGGAAUCAGUCUCUGCCUCUGAGACUCGGGCAAACAUAGCAGCAAAGAUGAGCUGCUCCCUAGAACAAGAGCUUCAAACAACCCUCUCUGCCCUGAAAAUGAAAAGUGAGGAAGCAGAGACUCAACAGGAGGGAAUCCAAACAUUGCAGAAGGAGGCUGCCUUGGGGAAGGCUUUGCAGGAAAAUCUGGAUCACCUGACUCUUGCCUUAAGCCAGAGAGAUGGAGAAAUGGAAACACUGCAAGAACAGAUUAGCAAGCUGGAGCAGCAGAGAGAAGUGCAAAGAACAGCUUUAGAUCACCUUACUAAAGACCUAGAGGAGAAGGACAGAGAGGUGGAAUCCCAACAAGAACAGAUUCAGGAACUAGAGAAUCAGAGGGAAAUGCAGAAGUCUGCUCUAGAACGACUGACUUUAAACCUAGAGGAGAAAGUAAAGGAAAUUAAAUUCCUGGAAGAGAAAAUCCAGACUCUGGAAGAACAUGGAAGAUCACAAAUGAAAGCUCUGCUGGAGGAGCUCUAUCUGAUCAAAGCAGACUUGAGGGAAAAAGAUUGUGAGCUUAUGUCUCAGAGAAAAGUAGCUGAAGAAUUGAAAGAGGAGAAAAAGCAGGUGAAGGUUCUGCGCACAAGCCUAGAACACAUGAAAACAAUUCUCGGGGACAAAGAGCGUGAGAUCGAAUUGCAGCGGGAGCAGAUAAGGAUUUUCCAGCAGUAUGAGGAUCAGCGGGAGGAAGAGCUACAGGACCUGCGGGAGAAAGUAAAACAGAUGACCCUCACUCUGACUCAGAGAGAUCAAGAGCUUGAGUCACAACAAAAGCAAAUUCAGAAUAUUAAGGAAGAGAUGGAAAUGAAGCUAAAGCCUCUUUGUGAACAUCUGGAGCAAACACAAGCAGCCUUAAAAGACAAAGACAGAGAGCUGGAAUUCCAAAUGCAGCAAAUACAGAAACAUGAGGAAGAAGCAGAAGGGCAGAUGAAGGUUUUCCAGAUAGAUUUAGAAUAUGCCAAGGAAGCACUAAAGGAGAGAGAUGGAGUGAUUAAGUCUCAGAAAGAGCAGAUCUGGACACUCCAAAAACAAGAAAGAGAAGUUGAGCAACAGAUGAAAACUCUUGACCGUCUUGAAGCAAUAUUAAGGGAGCGAGAGCAAGAAAUCGAAUCCCUGCAAAAGCAAUAUGAGGAGCAUAAGACAGAGGAGGAGAAGCAGGCAAGAGUCAUGCAAGCAAAUCUUCAACAAACACAGGUGACUCUGAGGGAGAGAGACGGGGAAAUAGAGACCCUUGAGGAAGAAAUCCAUAAGCUUCAGCAGCAUGAGGAAGAUGCAGUGACACAGACUAAGGCUGUCUUGAAGACAUUGGAAUAUACCAAAUCGUCUCUACAAGCCAGAGACCAGGAGAUAGAGUCUUUGCAAGGGCAUGUCAAGGAGCUGUUAGGGCAGAAAGAGCUGGAAGAAAAGUGUGUCAGAAGCUUACAGCAGGAUCUAGACAGAAUGAGCCAAAUAGUGAAGGAGAAGGAUGUAGAACUCCUCAAGCAGGUGGAGCAAAUUAGCAUAUAUCAACUUCAAGAAAAAAGAAUGCAGGUGGCACUAAAGUCCUGCCAGAACCAAGCAAGUUGUCUAGAGGAAGUUGUAAGAGAGCGAGAGUGGGAGAAUGAGAUUCUCAUUCAACAGCUCCAGCACCGAGAGGAAGAGCAGGAGACCCUGCACCAUCUCCAGCUUACACUGGCUGAGAAGGAGGAGAGACAUCACAGAGAGAGAGAGAAGCUUCUAGAAGAAGCCCUGAACAAGAGGGAACAGGAGAUCAAGGCCCAAGAUGAGCGAAAACAAUUGGAAGAGGAGGAGGCAAAGGGUCUUCAAGAAAAUCUCCAGCAUCUCCAGCAGACACUGGCCAAAAAGGAUGAGGAGAUAAAACACCAGAGAGAGCAAGUCAGGGGCCUGGAGGAGACUCUGAGAGGGAGAGAGCAGGAGCUGAGGACACAGGGUGAGCUCCUGAAGCAGCUCACCUCAGCUCUGCAAAGGAGAGCUGGUGAAGGGGAGACUCUAAAGAGCCAAAUCCAGAAACUCCUGAGAUGGGAGACAGAGGAGGCAGCCAAGAGGAAGGUUCUCCAGGAGAGAGACCAGCAGUUGGAAAGGCAGAAGGUGUGGAUCCAACAGCUGGAAGAGGAGAAAAAAGUGAAGGAUCAGGAACUGGAGCACAUGAUAGCUGUUCUGAAGCAGACUGAGAGUGUGGAGAUAGAAUGGAGGGAGAAAGCACAGGCCUUGGCUUUGUCCCUGGCCCAGAGCCAAGCAGCCAGUAGGACCCUGAGGGAGGAAAUGGCUGUCCUACAGUGCAUGGUAUCAGAGCGGGAUAAGGAUCGGCUUCAUCUUCAGUGCUGUCUGAGAGUCACUCCAGUCUAAAGAGGUUUGGGAUGCAUUGCUUCCUUUGGGUGUGCAAGUCUCCCUUCAGGGGUCCAGUGCGAGUGGACUCGCUGGGGGGACCUCACGGAGUGAAGCAGGCGUGCUGAAGGCUCAGAGGUGUGGUCCCAGGAGGUGAUGGAGGCUUAAAGGGCUCAGCCCCACAGAGAGAGUGCAACCCUCGAAGAGGACUGACACACUAAAGGGGGUUCCUCCCAGGAACUGUACGGAGCCAAGGGAAAGAGCACUGGGCCUGUGGUACCAUGACAACUGGUAGUGGGGGGUGGAUUGGCAGUCCAGGGUCAUUAGUUGCUAGGCAGCCAGAUGUCCGGGUCAUUGUCUUCUGGGUUCUCCAUGGGUGUGCGGCCUAGGCAGCUAGGCGACAGUCACACCUGGAUUUCUGGGUCUCUGCAAAAAGUAAUCACCCUUCCCCCACCGUCUGGGUACACGUGCAGCAAAUAGUGGAAACUGUGGCACACACGAUUCUCAUCCAAAGCACUAGGAGAAAUUUCCACUUUGUCACAAUUAGAUAGACCCAUACCUUCCCAGUCUCCUGGGCUAGGGAACUUAUUGCUCUGAGUUUCCUGGGCCUCCUGGUGCAUGUGCACCUGCUCUGUAUUCUCAGCACUAUAAACUUUUAGCAGUUGGUACAUUGUUCAUCCUCUGCCCCCCCACAGUUUUGAUUCAGUGCAGCAGAACCAUUCCAUCUGCCUCAGAGCAGAUAUUGCCUUUAGCACUGAAGAUGUGGAGAGGAUUUCAUAACCCUCCUGGAGGUACUCCAAGAAAUCCUUAAGUCUGGCACAAGAGCAGCCCAGAGUUUCCUAAAGAACAAAGCCUCAAAACAGAAGCUUGGAUCAGCCAAAACCACUAAAUGCCAUACUAGAUGAGAGCUCUGGCAGUGCAGACCUAGCCCCAUUCACUAAGCCCAGUCAGAUGGCUUCACCACUGAUACAUCCUGCACCAUCACCAUGAAGGCCAGAGACCCCAAGUGUCAGCUCUUUGAUGUAGUUCACGUGACUCUUCUUGGAGUGCCCAGGACUGAGUCACCUUGUUAUCCUCCUGCCUCUAAUGAGAGACAGACUUGCUGAUGCUUAACUGUGCUCCCUGACACCACCAGUUUGCUAACCACCCAAUAUACUCAGGGCUCUGCUAGCAUUCACUCUGCUUUGCAGGUUAACAGUAGGUUCACCCCCAAUCUCCGAGCCCCUCGGAAAGCAUCCUCCUGUAGUAUCCAGUCCCUGUCACUGGACACUCAUAGGAAUUAUGAGGGUUGCUCUCCCCAAAGGAAUAGUAUACUCAACACUUGACUGGUACAACUCAGGUUCAGGUCUUUGAUAUCAUCACAGAACUGAGAUAUAUUUAUAGUGAGAACACCCAUAAGUUUAUUAUCACAUGCUAAGAUUUCAGAGAUAGUGAGUAAGGUUACAUAUAAAACAAAAGUAUAACACCCUUCCUAGAGAUUAAAUUUAACAGGCUAAGCCCUUGUCUAAAGUAGUUUUAUCUCACCUAAAGCAAUCUCCUAACAUGUCCAGCCAGGAGGUUGGGAAUCAUUUUUCAUGAAUGUAAAAAGCAUUGUCCUUUUUUCUUCCUCAGUGAAGGAUAACAAAAUGUCUUUUCUUCUCCUCCUUAUAUUCUCCAAAACACAUUGUUUUGUACCCAGAGUCAGGACAGCCUCCUUACCCCCUCUCUGAUGUGCUGGCUCCAUGUUGUCUUCACAUCCUUAUGUUGAUGUCAUAUGCAAAUAGGUUUCCAUUAUGUAGGCUUAUAAUGCUUGUUUUACAUGUGAACCAAGGCAGACUGGUGAAUAUACAUCCUGUGUCCGGUGAAAACCUACAUGUCAACCCUGCUUUGAUUCAGACUUUAAAACAUAUUUUCCUGUACAUCUUUACAACUCCUUAAAUAUCAUUUGUACAUAUAUCUCACAAAGAUUAUGAGGAUCAGUAUGACAUAAGCUUUUAUUAGGGACUUGACAUGACCCUGUUUGGUAAUACUAUGAAAGCAUUGUGAGUUUGUCAGGUCUGACAGGAGUUGCUGUUGUAGAACAGUGAACCCAGCACCGGCUGGCAUUCAGAUGUUCUCAGGGGCACAGUUGGGGCCUCAAUACUUGCAAUCAGUGUGCUCCAGUGACCUCCAGUCCACUCAAUGAGAACAUAAGAACAGCCAUAUUAGGUCAGACCAAAGGUCCAUCUAGCCCAGUAUCCUGU